AAUGGAGUCAGAGAUUAGAUGUUUCCAACAUUGCAAAAGGGACAAGAACAUUCUGUGCCAGACCAUUCCUCUUGUUUGCCCAAUAUGUAGACAGGACACAUUGAAAACUGAGAUGAGAAUACCACCAUAUCUUAUAGACUCCCCAUUUAUCGACGCUAGUUUCACGCAGUGUUGUGUGGUGAUUAAACCAACCAUUGGGAGCUUUCUGAAGGAUUUUACAAACCAAUCAGAUCUUCACAUUGGAGUGACAAACUCAAGAGGUGUUGUGUAUGAAUAUGAUGAAAGGGGAGUAACUGUGGGUUGUCAGACUUGGUCUGAUUGUUUGAGAGUUACUGUUCUUGACAUAAAUUCGGAGAAUAGCGAUUUUGUGAAAAAGUGGGACCAAGACUUAGAUUUAGCAGCUCAGGAGUCUUUGUGGACUGCAGGAAAGUAUACCGAGACCUCUCAUAACUGCUAUGACUUUGUAAUGUCGUUUCUGAAUAGGCUGGGCUUACAAGCAACACAAAGAUGUCUGCAGGACAGACGCAGAUUCUGUGAGGAAAUGAUUGUACCAGUGACUGCUCGAGCAGGCAAAUUCAUUAGUUUGUACAGAGACAUAAAGCGAAAAGGCUGUGUUGUGCAGGAUGUGACAGUUUAAAGGAUAAAAUGUCAUGUGCAAAUGUGUGUAUAACCAUUGGUGCAAUGACUUAUUGAAUACAUAUACUACAAAAAUAGCAGGUAUUGUCACAUAAGAUGAAAUAAAUUAAAUAAAUGUGUAAAUUGAAGGUUUAUGUUGUAUGAAAGGACUGGUGUAUACUAUUCACAGUAUUUUACCUGUUCUUUCUAUUUUCAACCAUUGGAAAACUGGGAAUUCACAAUUUCAGUCAGUCAAAAUAACCAUCUCU
This is a messenger RNA of Mya arenaria, 884 nucleotides long. RefSeq names its product MKRN2 opposite strand protein-like. The transcript has a single exon. NCBI's taxonomy places the organism in Eukaryota, Metazoa, Mollusca, Bivalvia, Myida, Myidae. The record is from RefSeq and is a predicted model, not a curated record. The coding region runs from base 2 to 637 and encodes 211 amino acids.